Messenger RNA from Xenopus laevis (African clawed frog), 4371 nucleotides. It is a transcript of the gene cdkl5.L, whose product is annotated as cyclin dependent kinase like 5 L homeolog. Gene Ontology annotation, biological process: regulation of cell cycle; regulation of dendrite development; positive regulation of axon extension. Gene Ontology annotation, cellular component: nucleus; centrosome; dendrite cytoplasm. NCBI's taxonomy places the organism in Eukaryota, Metazoa, Chordata, Amphibia, Anura, Pipidae. The record is from RefSeq and is a predicted model, not a curated record. The coding region runs from base 362 to 3427 and encodes 1021 amino acids. Gene Ontology annotation, molecular function: cyclin-dependent protein serine/threonine kinase activity; protein serine/threonine kinase activity; protein kinase activity. The transcript has 20 exons.
GGCGGAGUUAAGACAGAAGUGGGCAUGGGUCUGUUUUUUUAUUUCUCUCCUGCCUUUGGUAUUGAGUUGCUGCCUGAUAGGGAAAGCAGCAGUAGCAGCAGCAGCAUCAGGCAAGCGAAGGAGGAGGUGGGGAGAAGAUCCUCGGGCAGAGCAGGGAGGAGAGGAGGUUUGCUCAUUGCUUUGGAGACCUCUCUGGUGUUCGUGUGAUACACGGUUCAUGUUGCUGCCUCGAUAACACGCUACACCCUGAAAUACAGUUUCUCAUGAAGGGAUUCAAGCCCAGUCACAUGUAAAGACGUUCUGCACCUGCCUUCCCUUCUGCCAUGUUCUGUGGCUCUCAACACAAGGAGGGUUUGUCUUCAUGAAGAUUCCCAAUCUUGGUAAUGUGAUGAAUAAAUUUGAGGUCCUUGGGGUUGUAGGUGAAGGAGCGUAUGGAGUGGUGCUUAAAUGUCGACACAAGGAAACAAAAGAAAUUGUGGCCAUCAAGAAAUUUAAAGAUAGUGAAGAAAAUGAAGAAGUCAAGGAGACGACACUCCGAGAACUUAAAAUGCUUCGCACCCUGAAGCAAGAAAAUAUAGUGGAGCUGAAGGAAGCAUUUAGACGACGAGGAAAAUUAUACCUAGUAUUUGAAUAUGUUGAAAAAAACAUGCUCGAGUUGCUGGAAGAAAUGCCGAAUGGAGUGUCUCCAGAAAAGGUCACAAACUACAUUUAUCAGCUAAUCAAAGCAAUUCACUGGUGUCACAAGAAUGAUAUUGUUCAUAGAGACAUCAAGCCAGAAAAUCUUUUAAUUAGCUAUAAUGAUGUCCUAAAGCUGUGUGACUUUGGGUUUGCACGGAACCUGUCAGAAGGCAGCAAUGCCAACUAUACAGAGUAUGUGGCUACACGGUGGUACCGCUCUCCAGAGUUGCUUCUUGGGGCUCCAUAUGGAAAGGCAGUUGACAUGUGGUCUGUGGGCUGUAUUCUAGGAGAGCUCAGUGACGGGCAACCCCUUUUUCCUGGAGAAAGUGAAAUCGACCAGCUGUUCACUAUCCAAAAAGUCUUAGGACCCCUUCCAGCAGAGCAGAUGAAACUCUUUUACAGCAACCCUCGUUUCCAUGGAAUGCGGUUUCCCGCAGUUAAUCAUCCUCAGUCACUGGAGAGACGAUAUCUGGGAAUAAUCAGCAGCGUUUUGCUUGACCUAAUGAAGAAUUUACUGAAGCUGAAUCCAUCUGAUAGAUACCUGACUGAACAGAGCUUGAACCAUCCAGCAUUCCAAACCCAGAGGCUCUUGGAUCGUGGUGGAACCUCUCCUAGGUCAUCUAAGAGGAAAACUCACCAUUCUGACAGUAACUCUGCUAGCAGAAAACAGUCUAGCAAAAGCUCUUCGGGUCAGCCACACCAUCGAUCAAACAGCAAAGAUACACAGACUCUUUCAGUUGGACCAAAACGAAGUGAAGAAUCUCAUCCUCCAAAUGAAACCUUUAUAAAUGGAGCCCAUCCUGCAGGAUCCCAUAGUCCGCAAGUCCACCAAAAAAAAACCAGUCAGAGUGGGUCGGGCAACAAGGAUUCUGCCAGUAACAACUUACCGCACCUGCUUAGUCCAAAGGAAGCAAAGUCAAAGAAUGAGUUUGAUUUCAGUCCGGAGCAAAAGACUUCAGAUGUACCAGGGACCAAAUACAUGAAAUCAAGUUCACGUUCUCAACAUAAUCGGCAUUCAUUCAUGGAAGGGAAAACAGGGAGCUGGCAGCCAGGUGAAAAGCAUACUCGUCACAGCUAUAUUGAUACCAUUCCUCAGUCAUCAAAGAAGAGCAGUUCCUACAUGAACUAUUCCAAAAGUCAUGGUGUCCUGACAGACUCUAAAUCAGUUGGCAAUCUUAGUGAAGCUAGAGGCCAAAUAUUAGAACCUAACAGUAGAUAUUUUCCGUCUAGUUGUCAUGACUUAAACUCUCCAACAAGCCCAGCAGCCCCUAGGCACGUGGACAGUAGAGGCAUGCUAAGCCCCUCUGGGAGAACAAAUAGAAAAGAGGGAACUUUGGAGUCUCGAAGACCCACUACAAAACACUCAAGAGCAAUGGAAGAGUUGAAACCUCCCGAUCAAAUGGACAAUAGUCAUUCACAUUCUCUGUCAGCUCCACAUGAGUCUUUUUCCUAUGGCCUUGGUUAUACUAGUCCUUUCUCCUCGCAGCAACGCCCUCACAGACACUCUAUGUAUGUAACCCGGGAUAGAGUGCGGGUUAAGGGUACAGAUGCAGGACUUAAUGUUGGUCAGGGCAUGGCAUCGAGAGCCAGUAGUCUCCAGCUAUUAUCACCUCAGGUACAGCAUCGAACUUUAACAAGGUCUGUUGGAUCUUCACGAGAAGAUUGUACAGAAGACACUACUAGGCAGGGUGACCAGGUUGCAUCUGAGGUGACCCACUCAAGAACAUUAGCUAAAGACCCCAACAGAGAUGGUGCAGCUUCAUUUCACACGCGACAAAAGACUGAGGGAGGUCCAUACCAUGAUUCUCACCCUGAUGAUGGAGCUGCAUCUAAAGAAAACCGGCACAUAUACAGUGACACAGUUCCCAGACGUGUUGGCAGCUUCUACAGAGUUCCAUCGCCGCGCCCAGAGGGUACGUUUCAUGAAAACACUGUAUCAAGCCGUGGCACUUCUCACCCAGUUGAUAGCAGCGGGGUAACAAACCACUCCAAGAGGCAGACUACAUUUGAUCACUGGACAGGGGCGGAAAAAAGCCAUUCCGAACAAAUUAAGGAGAAGGAGAAGCAGGGAUUUUUCCGAGUUAUUAAAAAGAAAAAGAAGAAAUCUCAAACAACAGACUCCAAUGACUCUGAGAAACCGAGACUCAAGAAAAGCCUCUUCCCGCUGUUUAGUUCAAAGAACCAUUUAAAGCGCAGCUCUUCUCUGAAAAAGCUGCCUGUAGUCAGUCCUCCAAUGAUGCCUAGUUCUGACGGCCAAGAUCAUCUCCCUGUUCAGAAAGGUGUGCACACUUCAAGUCACAAAAGUAGUCGGCAAAAAGAAUGGCGCCCAGACAAGAUGGCGGAAAUACAUUCCCAUAGUCAACCACUAAAAUCUCUUUGGAAGCUUCUGCAUCCAUCGUCCUCUUCAAACCACCCAAUGCCGCCAGAUCCUCGUUUUCAGCCUUUACCAAAUCAGCCCCCUAAAACCCCAUCCUUCCCUGAAGCUAGGAUUCAUCCUGUGGGUCAAACUUCAAGUAGUGGAGGAGUCAUCCAUCGGCAGGAUCCGCAGCCAAAAAGCAGACAAGGUCUUCAAAUCCCUGGGCAAGCGGAACCCGUUUGGCACGUUUCACCCUUAAACAGAGGGACCAAAGAAGGAGCUCCUUUUCCUGACCCGCUAGCUUCAAAGACUGGACAAAACGGGCUCCCUUUUAACCGGACAAAAAGAACACGAUUGCCAAACCUGAAUGACUUAAAAGAGACAGCUCUUUAGUUGCUACGGUAUACAUGAAAGUUAAGGUUGAUUUGGAGAAGAGGCUUCAAACUAAAAUGUAAUCAAGUACUUAUAGCUAUUGAUAUGUGCAAUAUGCAGCAAACCACCCCAACUACUUCUAUUAAUUCUUAGGUUAUCUCCUAUCAAUAUUCCUUGUGGCAUUAACAGAAGAUACUGCUAAACUAUUGGUCCCUCUAUAAGGUUAAAACAUUUUCUUCUGGUUGAUACCCGUGCAGAGAGGCCGUUUUUUUUAGGAUAAAAAUAAUAUGGUUGUGUCAAGGCAGCAUAAACGGGGGCUGUCCUGACAAACUUUCGUAAAUUGAGUCUGUAGAGCCACGCGAUCAACAAUAUUACUCUUUAAAGUUUAAAUCUGAUUUACAUAGAGCACCUAAAGGUGGACAACAAAGAACCUUAGCCUUGAUCAUAUUCCUGAGUGUGAACAUAAAUGCCGACACCUGUCCAUUCACAUUGCCGAAGUACUAAAAAGUGGACUUUGUAUGAUACAAGUUUAUCCCUGUCUGGGGGUUUUUUUCUAGGAAAAAAAAAAACUUCCAUAUUUGAUAUUUUUUGUAAUAUUUAUUUAUGAUGAAUUAUUUCCAUAAAUUCAUAUCAUUGUUACAAUGUCAAGUUAUUUUGAGCUGUUCCGAACAUUGUGAAGCCGUACCACAGCUAAAAGUAGUUUAUAUAAAAUCUUACAAUAUAACAUUUAUACAUUGCAUUAAGAGUAUUAUAUUCAAUAUUAUAUAGAUCUCUCUCUCUAUAUAUAUGAUAUAUAUGCUUACACACUCACACAUGGGUGUGUGUAACAUGUGAAUAUGUUAAAUAACUGUCAUUUUUAUAAUUAUGAACAUUUAGGGAAAAAAAAGUAUUGUUAUGACACUUCUGCCAUAUUUUUAUACAUUUGUGCAGUAUUAUACUUCUAAUAAAGGGGAGUAGUAAAACUA